AUGUUCUUGAUGUCGGACUCGGACCCGGACCAAGCGGAGGACUUCGAGCGCAGGUUCCGGUGCACGGCGUGCCCUGCGCGCUUCAAGCUGAAGCAGCACUUGCUGGUGCACUUCCGGCUGCACACGGGCGAGAAGCCUUUCAGCUGCCCGCACUGCCCGCGGCGCUUCACGCAGAAGAACGGCCUCGUGAUCCACCUGCGCACGCACACCGGCGAGAAGCCCUUCCAGUGCCCCCAGUGUAGCCGACAGUUCGCCCAGAAGACGGUGUUCGAGGCGCACAUGAGGAUCCACACGGGGGAGCGACCCUUCCCGUGCCGCGUCUGCGGGCAGACCUUCCGGCAGCGGAGCGCCCUCAAAGUGCACGAGGGUCUCCACCGGGCGCAGAGGCAACCCUAACGAUCACCUGCAAAGUAGCUCUUAGAGCGCCUGUUAGGUAGGCAACAUCUGGUGUGUGGUGCGCGUGUGUA
This is a messenger RNA of Frankliniella occidentalis (western flower thrips), 467 nucleotides long. Its product is annotated as protein krueppel-like. Bases 1 to 396 code for a protein of 131 amino acids. Gene Ontology annotation, biological process: regulation of transcription by RNA polymerase II. The record is from RefSeq and is a predicted model, not a curated record. NCBI's taxonomy places the organism in Eukaryota, Metazoa, Arthropoda, Insecta, Thysanoptera, Thripidae. Gene Ontology annotation, molecular function: RNA polymerase II cis-regulatory region sequence-specific DNA binding; DNA-binding transcription factor activity. The transcript has 2 exons.